AUGCGUCUUUCGUUGCCACCCGCAACGGCUCCUUGCCCAACCAGUAACAACAACAGCAGCAACAACAACCAAUCUUGUGUUAGCACCAAGUCGAACCAGCCCUUGGUCCUUUGCCGCUGCUACCUCAAGGCACCAAAAGAACCGUUCGCAACCAACUCUCAGCACCAACGACCUUUCUCGACCACUGCCUCAGUCUUCAACAACAGCAAUAACAAGAACACUUCUGUCACAGGACUCGACUCUCUCCAGACAUGGCGUCGGCCCUACCAUUACCCAUCAUCCAAAUCUUCACAGGAGGCCCGCUCUCUGGCCACUAUGCCCUCAAAGCCAACUUUCCAGGCUAUACCCAACUCGAUCUCCGACCCUGCCACUCGCCUCCAACGGAACCUGAGCGUUGUCCCUCACCACACCAUCAAAAAUGAGAUCAAGCUGCGAUGCACCGAGUUUGACCACAAGGGAAACGUCAAAACUACUGCCGGCGAGUUCUUGAAGAGCGAUCUAUGCCAACAGCAUGGACUGCACGCCAGAGACUUGCGCAAGAUCGACAGCAGUUUCAACAACCAGAUGCCCGUGCUAUUGGUUCGCCCUGAGGCGAUUCUUGUGAACGUGGGUCAUAUCCGUGCCCUGAUCAAGGCAGAUCUCGUCGUCCUGUUCGACUCUUUUGGAUCGACCGACAGUUAUAACCAAUCCAUUUUCAUCUAUGAUCUCGAGGAGAAGCUGAGGAUGAGCACCAGUGCUGCCGGAGGUCUCCCCUUUGAAUUCAGAGCAUUGGAGGCUAUCUUUAUUUCGGUGAUAUCGUCGUUGCAAUCGGAGAUGGAUGUAUUGGUGCACUUUGUGACGAAGCUGUUGGCGCAUCUAGAAGAGAGCAUUGACCAGAACAAGCUGAAGGAACUGUUGCAGUACUCCAAGAAGCUGUCCCAGUUUGAGUCCAAGACCCUGCUGAUCCGCGAUGUCUUUGUGGAGGUGUUAGAUCAAGAUGAUGAUCUGGCUAACAUGUACCUGACGGAGAAGAAACAAGGACACCCCAGGACAGAGGACUCUCAUGAAGAAAUCGAAAUCUUGCUAGAAUCAUACCUGAAGCAGGUCGAGGAGAUUGCCAAUACGGUCGCCAUUGUCAAACAGCAGAUGCAAUCAACUGAGGAGAUCGUCAACGUCAUCUUGGGCGCCAACAGGAACCAGCUCCUGCUCUUUGAACUCAGGAUCGCAAUGGGCACCCUGGGUAUGUCGAGUGGAGCCAUUAUUGCCAGUCUCUACGGAAUGAACUUGCACAACUAUCUCGAAACCAACCCGCACGCAUUCGCCAUUGUCGGAUCAACUGCUCUGGGUAUCAGCAUGAUGGUCUUUGCCUUUUGUUCCCGGAAACUCAAGAUGCUUGCCAAAGGAACCACAUAG
Linnemannia hyalina is the source of this 1392-nucleotide messenger RNA. The record is from the annotation of a GenBank genome assembly. NCBI's taxonomy places the organism in Eukaryota, Fungi, Mortierellomycota, Mortierellomycetes, Mortierellales, Mortierellaceae.